AUGGCACUGUCAUUUUCUGGAAUCUACAGUCAGUACAUUGGAAUGCAUGAUAUGCAGUGGUUCAAACCAAGUAGGGAAGAGGCUAGGAGAACUUGCCCUGAUCGUAUUGUACCAAUAGCUGAGAGAUUUGGCAUGGAUCCUGGUGCAGUCCUAGAUAAAAUCAUUUAUGCCCGUGCCCAUACUUAUGAGCAUCAAUACAACUUGCUUCUAGGUUUGGCUGCCACAAUGUCUGAAGAACCAUUUAAAUUAUUGGUAAUGGAUUCAGUGAUUGCUCUGUUUCAAGUGGAGUUUACUAGAAGGGGAGAACUUGCAGAGCGCCAGCAAAAAUUGGCACAAAUGCUCUCUCGAUUACUUAAGAUAGCUGAGGAAUUUAAUGUGGCAGUGUACAUGGACUGCAGCUGCUGUAUGCACUACACCAAAUAG
Molecule: messenger RNA, 423 nt
Organism: Eucalyptus grandis
Lineage: Eukaryota; Viridiplantae; Streptophyta; Magnoliopsida; Myrtales; Myrtaceae
Product: meiotic recombination protein DMC1 homolog
Exons: 5
Coding region: 1-423 (140 amino acids)
Biological process (GO): chromosome organization involved in meiotic cell cycle; reciprocal meiotic recombination; DNA repair
Cellular component (GO): condensed nuclear chromosome
Molecular function (GO): ATP-dependent DNA damage sensor activity; double-stranded DNA binding; DNA strand exchange activity
Source: RefSeq, a predicted model, not a curated record